Messenger RNA from Brassicogethes aeneus, 1137 nucleotides. Lineage: Eukaryota; Metazoa; Arthropoda; Insecta; Coleoptera; Nitidulidae. The record is from the annotation of a GenBank genome assembly.
GCGCCCUCUGCACUUGACGUUUCGCCCAACACAAAAAAAUAUCAAUUAAACAACACAAUUUUUGUGCUAUUUAUCAUCGUUUCCUGUCAACUUUGCGCCUUUUAUGGUAUUCCGUCCGUUAACUAAAGUGAUUGUGCAUCAAAAAAACGCGAAAAUCGACGUAUACAAUGACUUGAACAAGCUUUUAGAGGCAAUUUAAAGUGGCAUAACCUACAAUUUAAAAUGUCAUCUCAAUUUAGGGGUAACAGAUUUUCCAUUGAUGAUGCUUUCGAGGAGGAGACUGAUGAGGCGAUUAAAGUUUAUGGGUCAACAUGUCCCAGAUCACCUACAUCUCCUUGUAGUAACGGGCAGGAACACACAAAAGUAAACAUUGAAAAUGGAAGGGGAUACAAAGUGGUGAAUGACACAUCCCGAGACAGCGACUCCCUUAUCCAAGACUACUACGAGUGCAACAGCGAUGAAAACCUGCACAGAUCCUGUUUUAACCACCCCAAAGUACGGGAGAAUUGGAGGAUGGUCCUCGCCGCCACAACUCUACUGAUAAUCGGCAUAGGCUUGCUGGCCACAGGCGCCAUAAGCCUGGCACAGCCUAGCAGCGGUCUGCAGGGCUCCGUGUUCCUAUUGGCCGGCUUCAUUUGUUUCGUGCCGGGCGCCUACCACGUCGUCUACAUAUAUUUCGCCGCCAAAGGCAGAAGGGGAUAUCACUUUCACAAUCUACCGUUGUUUACGUAGAGGUUUUUCACUGUGUACCGUAAAAAUAAGGCUUUAAAUUUUCGUACUUACGUCAAAAAAUAAACAGUCAGGUUAUCUAGCAGGCCAGAAAGGGGGCGUUACUAUUCAACCAAUGAGGUGGCUAGUUUUUAAAUGGUUACCAAUGGGAUUAUAAGGUUUAAGGCGGCUUAUUUGAAAGAGCCAAAAGAGUUUUAGCGCCCUUUUAAAUAUAAGAUUGAGUCAUUAUUUUAACUAUUGACUAUGGCUGUGUGCACAAGGGGUAGUUAGGAUUAACUAUGCUUUUGUUCAUACAGUGAUAUGAAUGCCAAAUAUUUAAUUAUUUGCACCAUCACCUACUGAUUUAAUGCAUUUUUAAUUAUAAGUAAUAAUUAAAGUUAAGUAUAACUAUGGAAAAUAAUAAAUAUU